Molecule: messenger RNA, 1484 nt
Organism: Aedes aegypti (yellow fever mosquito)
Lineage: Eukaryota; Metazoa; Arthropoda; Insecta; Diptera; Culicidae
Exons: 4
Coding region: 96-1268 (390 amino acids)
Source: RefSeq, a predicted model, not a curated record
AGUAUACCAUAUCAGUAUAUCAUACUUUUCACUUCAUGUUUCAUAUUUCACACAAAAAAUAUAAUCUAUAAAUAAUAAUUUUAACCAUUUACUCAAUGAUGGUAACACACUGUGCAUCGCAGAGAAUCAGUGGCUGUCAAAAGACUCUCCUCAUUCAAAGUGUUGUGUCUCGUUUUUGUAGUUCGUUUUUGCAGCAUCCGACGCGUUUCUCUACGAAAAUUCUGAUUCGUAUUCGAAAAAUGGCUCGCAAGAGACAACACGUAGCACAGAAACGCGUAUUGAAGAAGGCCACGGACAAAAAUGUGGGUUUUGUCGUUCAGGCGCUCCCGGAACUAAAGCGGGAAAUUUCGACAACACAGGAGUCGAAAUCAGUACCACGUAAAAGUAAAUCGGCAGGUAGUACAAAAUCUAUCGAUGUACAGCCGAAAGCGGCAGAUGGCGAAGCGGUCACGAUCGCAACAUACGAUUUUAAUAAGUUUUCGAAUGCUGAAGACGUCGAUAUGGGAGAGCCUUUACCGCCACCACAGCCGCAGACAGCACGCACAUACAGCCGGAAAAGAUCCAUCGAUCAGCUGAUCCAGGAAUGGGAGACAGCUCCAGGAUCCAGUAACCAGGAGAGCUCUAUUCAGAACGGUCGUAUUGAGACACAUUCCAGCGCGGACAACAGAGUAGAUGAGUUGGGGGAAAAAGGUGUUAUGAGUGCUCCCCAAAAUUGCACUUGUGGAAAGGCCGAAGAAGCAGAAAAGUAUAAGAUGUUGUCAGAAUCCCUACAGAGAGAGAAGGACGCUUUAGUGUUGAAGAAUUCACAGCUAGAAGUUCAAAACGGGAAGCUUUUGGAAUCAUUGACAUCGCAGCUUCUUCCGAAGCCAGAGAAGCCGUUUAAGGAAGAAGAAGGAUUUCUCGACUGUGAGACCCUGCAACGGAUGUCCCAUGAAGCUGGGGACAAAGAUUAUUUGUUCCUGAAAUUUCUGAUGGUGAAGCUCUUUCCGGAGGGACUCGUUGGGCGUUCAGUGACUGGCCGAUCUUCGAAUAACCCUUCCGGCCGUCCGAAGAAAAAGGAUGCUGAAAAUACAGCUGAGGAUAUUGGUUAUGAUUCUCAGGAGCAGCAAGCAUCGAAAGUGCCGUUAGAUCCAGUCAAGGUCAGAUGGAUAAAAAGACGACUAUAUGACCGACGUAUCUUUCUCCGCGAUGAUUGUUCAAUGGCAAAUGCUUGCUACAGAAAUGCAGGUCGUCUAAUGACACGGGUAAUCGCUAAUACCUCAAGAUAACUCCUCGAGAAGAAGCCGCUGCAUUGUAUUUGGCUUCAUAUACUUAAUCGAUUGUUUUAAUUUGUUUCAUGUUGCCGUAUGAAUUUAAAUCUAUCUCAGCUGGCAACUUUGUUUUAUAUUUAAUUUCAAACGUAUUUGUUUCUGUAUUUUGCAAAUGUUGCAAAUCAUGCUUAUAUCUUUUUAAAAAUUGUACCAAUAAAAAGGUUCAAAUGUUCA